This is a messenger RNA of Aspergillus aculeatinus CBS 121060, 1918 nucleotides long. Its product is annotated as aromatic amino acid and leucine permease. The record is from RefSeq and is a predicted model, not a curated record. Gene Ontology annotation, cellular component: membrane. Lineage: Eukaryota; Fungi; Ascomycota; Eurotiomycetes; Eurotiales; Aspergillaceae. Gene Ontology annotation, biological process: amino acid transmembrane transport. The transcript has a single exon. The coding region runs from base 135 to 1805 and encodes 556 amino acids. Gene Ontology annotation, molecular function: amino acid transmembrane transporter activity.
GUCGAUCCUCACCAUGGUAACUAGCUUCAUCUUCAUGGACCAACAAGGGAAUUCCGAUUUCCAAUGCGGGGUAUUGGGCAUCAGUGUGCACAAUACAAAAUGGCGCCACUCUUGCUCUCUCGUUUCUGUGAAUCAUGGCCUCGAUUUCUCUCACGCAAUCUUCUGUCACUAUGGAUGUUUCCGCCCCCUCGGAGAAAAAGCCGCCUUACCAACAGACCAACGAAAAGUAUGGCGGGGACCUUGAGGCCGCCGCACCCGGCCACCUCGAUGAAGCUCGUGAUUUUCAUCAGGGGCUACACCAGCGUCACAUUCAGAUGAUUGCUCUAGCCGGGACGAUAGGCACUGGGUUGUUUUUGAGUUCAGGACGGGCAAUUGCCCACGCAGGACCGCUGGGAGCUUUUCUGGCAUACACGAUCAUCGGUGGGGCGGUGUUCAGCGUGGUGGCGGCGGUGGGCGAGAUGGGCAGUCUCGUUCCGCUCCAGGGUGGAGUCAUUCGCUAUGCUGAGUUGUUCGUGGACCCAGCCCUCUCCUUCGCCAAUGGGUGGAACCAAGUGUAUUCCUAUCUCGUCUCCAUCCCAUCCGAGAUUGUUGCUGCCGCCGUGGUCAUCGAAUUCUGGACCACAAUCAACAAUGCUGUCUGGAUCACCGUGUUUGGUCUUCUCAUGUUGCUCACGGCCUUGGUGUUUGUGCGCGUCUACGGCGAGCUUGAAUUCGGCUUCUCCAUCCUCAAGAUCAUGCUGGUCAUAGGAAUCAACCUCAUGGCCCUGGUGAUUACUUGCGGUGGAGGCCCGGAUCGAACCAGCAUUGGAUUUCGCUAUUGGCGCGACCCGGGCCCGUUUGUGCAAUACCUUGGCAUCGGAGGCUCCCUGGGGCGCUUCCUGGGAUUCUGGACAGCACUGAACAGUGCUUUGUAUUCCUAUAGUGGAAUCGAAAACAUUACCGUCGCAGCCGCGGAAACACGUUCUCCCCGUCAUGCCAUCCCCAUGGCCGCUCGUCGCAUUUUUGUCCGGAUCCUACUCUUCUACGUCUUGACCAUCUUCAUGAUCGGGCUAGUCGUCCCUUCCGACGACCCCAACCUUCUGGGGUCCUCGGGCACUGCGUCUGAGUCCCCGUUCGUUAUCGCAGCUCGGAACGCCGGAUUCAAAGUCGUCCCAUCCAUUAUCAAUGCUGUGGUACUCACCUCCGCUUGGUCCGCCGGCAACUCGAACAUGCUGGGCGGUUCGCGCAUCAUGUAUGCGAUGGCGGCCGAAGGCCACGCACCCCAGUGCUUCAAGCGUAUCAACCGCUUCGGUAUUCCGUAUGUGGCCGUGACAAUCCUGGGGGUUUUCAUGGCGUUGGGCUACAUGACGCUGUCGAGUUCGGCCAGUACCGUCUUCACCUGGUUACAGGACAUCGUCUCGAUUUCCACCCUGGUCAAUUGGGGAUGUAUCUGCAUCGUGUACCUGCGCUUUCUCUACGCAUGCAAAAGACAGGGCAUUGAUCGGCACAAGGAGCUGCCCUGGGCUGCUCCGUUUCAGCCAUGGGGUACCUGGUUUGCGCUGGGGCUUUUCAGCCUUCUGUUCUUGACUGGUGGGUAUCAGACUUUCAUCCACGGCCAGUGGUCCACGGAGACAUUCAUUUCUUCAUACUUGAAUGUCCCCAUCAUUUUUGCCCUGUAUUUCGGCUAUAAAUUUUGGGCCAAGAGCAAGAUCAUUGGGUUGGAGGAUGUGCCAAUUCGGCCGUUCAUCGAGCGUUACCAAGCCAACCCCGAUCCUGAGCCGGAACCGAAGCGCGGGCUUAGACGGUUGAACUUUCUGUGGGGAUGAUGCCACUUGGUGGGUGUGAUUUGAUCGAGUAUAGUGUGUCUGUAUUCUAGCGACUUAUCUUGCGUGUUCAUUUGCAUAGCUAAUGUCAUAAUCAAUCUGUAUUAUCUUCUUUU